AUUUUACCCGCGCUUUGCAUCGAAAUACACCGUGGCGGGUAGUUGUGUACGUUAGGCGUAUAAGCGGCAAACGUAGGCUUUUCUGAGAUGGUUGUUGAAAGAUCUGGUAAAAUGUUUGUUUUGAAGAGAGAUGGAAGGAAAGAGGAAGUCCAUUUUGACAAGAUCACGUCCAGAAUACAGAAACUGUGCUAUGGAUUGAACAUGGAUUUUGUGGAUCCACCAGCGAUCACUCUGAAAGUUAUCAGUGGUCUAUACUCUGGUGUAACAACAGUGGAGCUGGACAAUCUUGCAGCAGAGACUGCCGCCACAAUGACAACCAGACAUCCUGAUUAUGCAGUACUGGCAGCAAGAAUUGCAGUUUCAAACCUACACAAAGAAACUAAGAAGGCUUUCAGUGAUGUAAUGGAUGAUUUGUAUAAUAUGGUCAAUCCUGUGACAAAAAGGAAAAGUCCACUUAUAUCAGAAUUCCACCACAACGUUAUUAUGAAAAAUGCAGACAGGCUUAAUUCUGCAAUAAUUUAUGAUAGAGAUUUUAGUUACAACUACUUUGGAUUCAAGACACUAGAACGUUCAUAUUUGCUACGCAUUGAUGGAAAAGUUGUUGAACGGCCUCAACAUAUGUUGAUGCGUGUAUCUGUUGGCAUACAUGGUGAGGACAUAGAUGCUGCCAUACAAACAUAUAAUCUGUUAUCUGAAAGAUACUUCACACACGCUUCGCCUACACUCUUCGGAGCUGGUACUCCUAGACCCCAGUUAUCAAGCUGUUUUCUGCUGUGCAUGAAAGAGGACAGCAUUGAAGGUAUUUAUGAUACUUUGAAGCAGUGUGCAAUGAUUUCCAAAUCGGCGGGAGGUAUUGGUCUUAGUGUACAUUGCAUACGAGCUGCUGGAAGUUACAUUGCUGGCACCAAUGGCACGUCCAAUGGCUUGGUUCCUAUGCUGCGUGUAUAUAACAAUACAUCCAGAUAUGUGGACCAGGGCGGUAAUAAGAGACCUGGAGCAUUUGCAAUCUACCUGGAGCCUUGGCAUGCAGACGUCUUUGAAUUCCUGGACCUGAAAAAGAACACGGGGAAAGAGGAAGUUCGUGCUCGGGACUUGUUUUAUGCUUUGUGGAUCCCAGAUUUAUUUAUGCGUCGUGUGGAGGCCAAUGAAGAAUGGAGUUUAAUGUGUCCCCACAACUGUCCUGGUCUCCAAGAUUGUUGGGGUGAAGAAUUUGAAAAACUCUAUACAAAAUAUGAAGCUGAAGGAAGAUAUGUACGCAAAGUGAGGGCUCAGCAAUUGUGGUAUGCUAUUAUAGAGUCACAAGUGGAAACAGGGACACCUUACAUGUUGUACAAGGAUGCCUGCAACCGAAAGUCUAAUCAACAAAAUCUGGGUACAAUAAAAUCCAGCAACCUGUGUACGGAGAUUAUUGAGUACACAUCACCAACAGAGAUUGCUGUAUGUAACCUUGCAUCCAUAGCUGUCAAUAUGUUUGUGAAACCUGAUAAGACGUAUGAUUUUGACAAGCUGAAAGAAGUCUCAAAAAUUGUGACCAAAAAUUUAAAUAAAAUAAUUGAAGUCAAUUUUUAUCCUGUACCAGAGGCAAGGACGUCAAACAUGCGACAUCGUCCUAUUGGUAUUGGUGUUCAGGGCCUUGCAGAUGCAUUUAUUCUAAUGAGAUAUCCUUUUGAGAGUGAAGAGGCUCAGAAGUUAAAUAUCCAGAUAUUUGAAACUAUCUACUAUGGAGCUCUAGAAGCAAGCUGUGAACUGGCAGAGACCUUGGGUGCUUAUGAGACUUACGAAGGAAGUCCUGUCAGCAAAGGGAUUUUGCAGUAUGAUAUGUGGGAUGUUAAACCUACAUCACUUUGGAAUUGGGCUGCUCUCAAGGAAAAAAUUGCAGCCCAUGGUGUCCGCAACUCUCUCUUGUUGGCACCUAUGCCAACUGCAUCAACUGCCCAAAUUCUUGGAAACAAUGAGUCGUUUGAGCCAUAUACCAGCAAUAUCUAUACACGUCGUGUUUUGUCUGGAGAAUUUCAGGUUGUAAAUCAACACCUCUUGAGGGACUUGACUGAGUGUGGUCUGUGGAAUGAUGAUAUGAAGAAUGAAAUAAUAGCAAGUGGUGGAUCAAUACAGAACAUUGCUGGCAUUCCUGAUGAUCUGAAGGCACUGUACAAAACUGUGUGGGAGAUACCUCAAAAAACUAUUAUCAAGAUGGCAGCUGAUAGAGGAGCUUUCAUUGAUCAGAGCCAGUCUCUCAACAUACAUAUUGCUGAACCAAAUUAUGGAAAGCUAACAUCAAUGCAUUUCUAUGCAUGGCGAAUGGGGCUGAAGACGGGAAUGUACUAUCUUCGUACUAAGCCUGCGGCUCAAGCAAUCCAGUUCACAGUCGACAAGAGUAAAUUAUCACGCAAUGUUAGCACCUCAACAAAUGGCCAUUCCACCCCAAAGGUGCAAAACAACAGCGAUGAAGCAUACAAUAUGAGUGCAAUGGUUUGUUCACUAGCCAACAAGGAUGAAUGUUUAAUGUGUGGUUCAUAGAGUAUUUACAUACAAUGCUUAAAAGUGUAUCAAUGUGUAUAACAUACAACAUUGCAAUUGUUCUGAGCCAUAUUGGCUAAGGAGAAAAAUAUUUUUGUGCUGUUUCGUUUAAUCAAAACUAGUCACAUAGAUGUUUAUUACAUCCUGUAUAUCUUUUUUGAAUGCUGCUUACAUCCAUUAACUAUUACAUAUUUUUGAUAGAUCUGAAGCUUUUCUUUUUUAUGAAUAUGUAUGUUUUAUGGGAGGCAUUUUAGUCCUUCAUUUUAUAUUUUUCUUGUAGUGCAUGUGAUACAGGAUUCCAUCCUUGUGGCUAACUAUGGUUAAAUGAAAUAUGCCAGGAAAACAGUUAUGUCAGAUAUUUUUCAAGAAAUGUAAUACAUCACAUGAACACAACUUAAGGUUCUGUUACAAACACGAAUACUUCGGGUUCGAUUUUGAAGUGUGCAAUAUUUGAUGUUGCAGAUAACUGAAAGUAUCAGAUCAUCUUUUUCAUGUACAGUGCAGUCCAUAGUGUAUCAUGUCUAUCUUUACCAGUUUUUUCCCAAAGGAUUCUGUAAUUUCAGUUAAUCAGAUAAACUACUGGUAGUAUGAAAGUUCAAUAUAUUGUUUGGAGUAGGGAAGAAGUGCAGCAGUUCCCUGUAAAUCUCUGUCUGUUUACAAUUUAUUUCUGUAUUUAAGUUUUAGGUUACCUUGUAUUUAACUGGUUUAAUAGAAAGCAAUUGCUUUUACAUUUUAAAUGAAAUCUCAGUUUUAAAUGAAAUCUCAGUUUUAUAUGAAAUCUCAGUUUUACAUGAAAUCCCAGUUUCUUUUAUGUAUAUUUUGAUUGUGUUGUGUGCAUUAUAUUUAGAAAUGAAACUGGUAUUAAACGAAGAAGGUUGGUAAUCAGAUUUUCAAAGUCUUAGAGAAUUUAAUGCUGUGGGUGAAUGAUGUUGAUAUUUAUUAUUAAAAAUGGAGUCUCAUUUGUAAAAGUAAAAGGGUAUCUUACAGCACUGACUCUACCAAAAUCAGAUUAUGCAAUAGAAAAAAUGAUAGUGCCCUUAUUGAGAAACGUAAUAUUUGUGUAUGUGCAUACAUCUGAACAUAAAAUGGGUUUCACACACACAAUGCCUUAUUACUGUAUAUUAAUAACUCCCAUUCAUUUUGUGAAAAAAGUUUUGUGGUUCAUUAUGUAGAUAACUCGUAUUAUUCACUGGGCUGACAGCUGUUGAAAUUGUUUCUUUGUGUGUACUGCCAUUUCUCAGCUUAUUUUCACUUCCAGGUCGGAGUGUUAUCACAACAAUCUGUUCCUAAUUAAAGUAAAUAGAAUGGAAGUGGUACUAAUAGAAUAUUUAUAAGUACUUUAGUGAUUCAUGAAGGUGGUGGCAUUUUAUGUUUGGCUUAGGAGUAAUUUAUUGCUGAUCUGUCAUUUUAGUCAGUGAUGAGGUGUACAAAAUACGUACUGAGAGGAUCUGAGCACUCUUUGAAGUGAAAUGGAUAUUUUUUAUAUUUUUAUAAUUAAGAAAUGUUAACUUACAUGUUUCUUCCUGCUGUGUGCACUGUUAUCUUCAUGGUAUAGAUAUUAAAGUAGGAAUUUUACGUGCACCAUUGUUACUGUUGCUGAACAUCUGUUAACAUCUGAGUGUUAUAAAUGAUUUCUACUGAGGUCACUGUGUUUCUGCACUACAUUUGUAUGUGAAGGAUAUGUACGUUGUCUGCUAUAUCAUAAGUAAAAGGAUUGUUUAC
Messenger RNA from Schistocerca nitens (vagrant locust), 4239 nucleotides. It is a transcript of the gene RnrL, whose product is annotated as ribonucleoside-diphosphate reductase large subunit. The transcript is spliced from 14 exons. NCBI's taxonomy places the organism in Eukaryota, Metazoa, Arthropoda, Insecta, Orthoptera, Acrididae. Gene Ontology annotation, biological process: DNA replication; deoxyribonucleotide biosynthetic process. Gene Ontology annotation, cellular component: ribonucleoside-diphosphate reductase complex. The record is from RefSeq and is a predicted model, not a curated record. Gene Ontology annotation, molecular function: ATP binding; ribonucleoside-diphosphate reductase activity, thioredoxin disulfide as acceptor. Bases 88 to 2517 code for a protein of 809 amino acids.